AUGCACGACAACCGGACGCAUCCUCUCCUUGCGCAAGUGCCUCUGACGGUGUCUCCGUUCGUGUCUCUGCCAACUGCAACUACCCUCCCGUACACAUACAAGACCCUGCCGUCAACGCUACCCCCCUCCUCGACGGGAGGAUCUGGCGAAGAGAAGUCCCAAUACGUCGUGUCUUCCUCUGGCCAUGCGGCACAUCCAGACGAGAUAAUUGCAUCAUGCAAGGCAUUACAAGCGUAUAUCCAGAAGGUCCAGGAUGAUGCCGACCGGGAGUUGAAGGCGUGGGAGGAUGUUAUAGCUGCCAGAGAGCUCGCAGAGAAGAGAAGAGUGGCCCCAGGAUGGUUGGACAGUGAAGCAAGGUUACUGGAACCAGAGAAGAGAGCCAACUCUUCUGCCCAAGCUGGAAACGCUAAAGGGAAUCCGAUGGACGUUGAUGUGUCAAGUCCCGAGGCAUCAGGUUUACGGCAUACGCCCAUGCCACAACCAAACAGAGAGGGAGAUGAACUGGACAGGGCGUUCGGAGGCCUAGGUCUGAAUAAGUAG
This is a messenger RNA of Hyaloscypha bicolor E, 540 nucleotides long. RefSeq lists its product as uncharacterized. Bases 1 to 540 code for a protein of 179 amino acids. Lineage: Eukaryota; Fungi; Ascomycota; Leotiomycetes; Helotiales; Hyaloscyphaceae. The record is from RefSeq and is a predicted model, not a curated record. The transcript has 2 exons.